AUGUCGUCCUACGGCUCCGUAUUGCCCACUGCGGCGCGCGGAAUUAUCUCAUCAUGCCGAGCUCCUCUCAGGGAGGCCUCAAUGGCACCUUCCUUCUCGGCCUUCCAGCAGGUCCGAGGACUCAAGACCAAGACGAAGGGCAAGGGGAAAUCCGGCCCGUCUAAUACAAAGAGCCGCAAAGGACCUGCGGAAUACGUGCAAAAGAACCUCAAGGAUAUGCCCCAAUGGACUCUCUGUGAUGCCAUGCGAUUCAUCCGAGCCACCGAAGUCGGCCGCGAGCCCACCCUCCAAAAAUACGAGGUACACGUUCGCCUGCGCACGAAGCGAGACGGCCCCGUCAUCCGUAACAUGCUCCGAUUCCCACACGCGGUCCAGACCGAAUCCCGAAUCUGUGUUAUCUGUCCCCCGGACUCCAAGGUUGCGAAGGAAGCCCUCGCCGCGGGUGCCGUUCUUGUCGGUGAACAAGAGGUUUUCGAUGCCGUCAAGGCUGGCAAGAUUGAAUUCGAUCGCUGUCUCGCCCACCCGGACAGUGUUACUGCUUUGAACAAGGCCGCGCUCGGUCGUAUCCUUGGUCCCCGUGGUCUGAUGCCCAGUGCGAAGACCGGUACCGUUGUGGAGGAUGUGGCUUCGCGUGUUGAGAUGCUUCGCGGAGGUACCGUCUACCGUGAACGUGACGCUGUUAUCCGUCUGCCCAUUGGACAGCUUGGUUUCUCUCCGGAGCAAUUGCGCGACAACUUGCGCGCGACUCUAGGCCAGAUCAGAAAGGAUGCGAACGGCCUGGCUGAUCGUGUGAACAAGGAGAUUUACGAAGUGGUACUGAGCUCCACGAACGGACCCGGUUUCUCACUCAACGGCGAGUUCCGCUCCGACGCCUCUCCCGAAACCUCUCUGCUGAGCGGCAUGUAA
Penicillium brevicompactum is the source of this 906-nucleotide messenger RNA. Its product is annotated as mitochondrial 54S ribosomal protein uL1m. Lineage: Eukaryota; Fungi; Ascomycota; Eurotiomycetes; Eurotiales; Aspergillaceae. Bases 1 to 906 code for a protein of 301 amino acids. The record is from RefSeq and is a predicted model, not a curated record. The transcript has 3 exons.